Didymodactylos carnosus is the source of this 675-nucleotide messenger RNA. The record is from the annotation of a GenBank genome assembly. NCBI's taxonomy places the organism in Eukaryota, Metazoa, Rotifera, Eurotatoria, Philodinida, Philodinidae.
AUGGAAUGUGUGUGUCUUACACAGGAAACUUUGAGCAAUUAUCAUCCAUCGGAAAUAAGCGAAUGGGUAAAACAGUUGUUACUUAUUCAACACGAAUUGUUAUGGACAACAAAGUUAAAAUUGCCUGAGAAUACAGUCGGCUUUUCGGUGACCAGUGAACAGCGAGAGAUCUUAGAGACUAGUGGGUUUCUAGUUGGUAAAAUGGCCAUGAAAUAUUUACAAGAAUUACUUGAAGAAGUCCAGACAAGUAUUAUAUUCAUUGUCGAACCUAUGGAAUCAAAAAUAUAUGGUUACGCUAUUUUAACAUCGCCCGCCAAAUACAAGGAUAUUUUAAAUGAUCUUCAUUUGGCUUCUGCUCUUGAUAAAAAACAAUGGAAUGAUAUUAUUAAUAAUCCCAAUAUUCGUUACAUCACACAGAUGGGCAUUAUCAAUGAUGCCAGACGCACUGGUUUGGGCACAUUUCUUAUUGAAAAAUGUAAAACACUUUACUCGGACGGUCUAUUAGCCGGUAUGAUGCUUGAACCACUAGAAAAUAAAGCUAGUUACAAAUUUUUCACGAGUAGAAGAAAUGGAUUUUCGUGCGUUGGAUACUUUGAUCUACAAGCAAUGAUUUAUUCUGGUAACACAUUCCCUCCAACCAAAACAACAGUUGUCAUCUGGAAGACAGACGGUUAA